Messenger RNA from Suillus discolor, 1603 nucleotides. RefSeq lists its product as uncharacterized. The record is from RefSeq and is a predicted model, not a curated record. The coding region runs from base 1 to 1509 and encodes 502 amino acids. Lineage: Eukaryota; Fungi; Basidiomycota; Agaricomycetes; Boletales; Suillaceae. The transcript has a single exon.
AUGCCUGCUGUCUCACGGAAGCGAAAAUCUCGUGCUCGUUCCGGAUCAAAGCCAUACGAGCGGCGAGCUACUGUCACUGUGCAUUCUUCCAGUCCUGAACUGUCCGAUGACGGUAAUGAAUGCCCUCCCUCACCAAUCUUAGAUAUGGCGGACAAACCUGGAUUUCCUACAUACACUCAAUACAAACGCAUAGAGACGGCAUACCUGCAGUCACUGUCCCCGCGGAAGCGUGACAAGGCCCUCAUAUCUCAGUGCAUGUUCGACAAGAUCUGGGAUGUGCUACACCUACCGGACGCAUGCUCUAUCGGGACACCACAGUUUCGUUUCUGGGUUCGCAAGAUGUUCACGCUCAGCACGUCCGACACAGAAGACGAUGGUAACGAAGCACCAGUCGUCAUCCUCCAUGAGAACAGACCGGUUGCCGUUCAGGAGCAGCUAUAUGAACUUUUUUGUUACUGCCAUCAAGAGUCCAACCACGGCGGUCGGGACAAAACCUGCACUGUUAUCCGCCAGCACUACUCGUGGGUCCCAAAAGAGCUUACUGCGCAGUUCGUCAAAGCUUGUCCGACGUGUACUUUCAAACGAAGCGGGAACCCAGAGCUUAUUGCACUAGUCCAGGGGAAUAUAUCCUCGCACGAGCUGAAGGAGGAGGAAGUUGAGGAAUCCCAAGGUUCGCUGUGUCGGUCGGGUUCCGCUGAAACAGGCUGGCAGUUUUCCGGAGGUCCACUCGAUCAAACUGGAGAUAUUGCCCGUCCCAUUGACUCCCCGUCCACUCCUUCGCCAUCCUUGUGCUCGCGAAGCUCUAAGCUGCUCUUGCGUCCCCGACCACCCUUGCUUGAUUCAGCGCUACAAGACCUCAGUGACAUACAUUUGAAACAAAUUCGCGUCGGCUUGGACCCAUUGGGCUUGGACCUCGCGGGCCUGUGCAGUCAUCCUAAUGCAAAGCCAGGUGACUUGCCAUCUCUAGCAGAAGCCUACCAAGACAGCACGAAGGAUGACCAGUACAGGUUGACCGCUCUGUGGCCCGAAAACAUUUCAGACUCGCUCCCCCCUGAACUACAGCGUCUUCAACUGUCGAGCCCAGUACGAAUUAAUCAGAUCGAUCCUGCUUUGCUGACCAGGGAGGAGAAAACGGACAGAGAAAGAGAAGGCUGCAUGGAAGUAUCUCCCCUGCUAUCUUAUCCACCAUCGGGCUUCAGCGUGUCGUCAAACUUCGGAUUCCCGUCGUCUCCCGUGACUCCCGAGGAGCAACAGCGUCACAGCCUGUAUGAAGAUUGGACGCCUUCAAAUCUGGGGAUCAAUCCAGUGUCUUCUCGAUUGCCGUUUGACAACAUGUCAACCUACCUAACCCCAGCGUUCGACUCUACGAUGGGCAGCAGGUCAAUGACAGACUCCGAAUACCAUAUAUUGCCCAUUGCUCUUUCGCCACCAUUGUCACCCCUGACGCCAUUCAUUGGUGAUUCACCUGAGGAAGGAGUAUUCGGAGACGAACCGCUGAGAAGAAUUUGAUGAUGAUGUAGAUGAGAUCUCAAUGAUUAUGCUGCCAGAAUUAUGUACAUUGUUCAUUCCUUCAAGGAGACUGGUUCGGAUCAAUGUUGCAUGC